This is a messenger RNA of Medioppia subpectinata, 1914 nucleotides long. The record is from the annotation of a GenBank genome assembly. NCBI's taxonomy places the organism in Eukaryota, Metazoa, Arthropoda, Arachnida, Sarcoptiformes, Oppiidae.
AUGCCAGUGUCGACACCAGCUGAGUUGAACGCCGAUUACGAGCGACUUCUUCUGGAGCUGUCGGCCGAACGCCAGGCGCGGGAAGUGUUGGAUCAGAUCGCCGGCAAAGCGGUGCCACUUCUGCACCGAUGCCAGUGUCGACACCAGCGCGACGAGGAUGUGGUGGCGAUGGACACAAUCGACCAAUUGAUGGACGAUUAUCACCGACUCUUAGAGCGCGAGCGCGAAGACAGAGCCCUCGCCGCCGCCGCCGAUGUCAGCGAUGGCCAGACAUCGCAGCCGUUGUCACAGACGCUCAACACGAAGAUCACACGUGACACGAAUACCCCGACGACGGCCACAACACGACACAAACGGAGUGCCAAACAAAACCCCCCGAAGAAUAACUCAAAGAUCAGUGACUUCUUCGCCGCCAAACCAAAAGACACAACGGAACCGUUGCCGUCGACAUCAGCACCGGCUGUGCGCGUGAAACAAGAGCCCAUUGAUGACACCAAUGGCCUCAACCACACCACCGCCGCCGCCGACGACGACUAUGACUCUGACUUCGAGUACAAUUGCUUGGAGUGUCCGAAGAGGUUCACUACACAGCUGUCGCUGGCCUCCCAUCAGGUGAACGCCCACAACAAUCGGGCGGCGUUCCGGUGCCCGAAGUGCCAGUGGGCGGGCAUUAACCACAACUCACUCGUCAAACACCGGUAUUCGCACACUCGCGACGAGAUCAUGGCCUCCGGGUUCAACUCACACGAGUCGACUGUGCAGUGGACGCCGGGCGCGCCCGCCGUUGUCGAGCGGUACGUGGUUUGCGGCUACGAGUCUGUCUGUCCCAAAGUGUUCAAGACAUAUAUGGGUCUCUUCGCGCACGUGUCCAAAGAGCACUCCAUCGAGGCGUACACCGAGUACUUUGAGAAGACACGGCAAACGAGAGGGCAGGCAGUGGUCACCGCCGAUGACCAACUGAUGGCCAUUGAAGGCCCGCCUCCGCACGACAAUAGCGAUAAUGAGAGACACGAGUCCAAUGACGGGUUUGACGUCAAUCUCGGAUCCGAUGGAAACGACGUCAGUAUCGCUGACAACAGCUUCAGCUUCGGUACAGAUCUGUUGGCAGCGCCAGCGCUCGCCGCCGAUGACGACAGCGAUGAUGCCGUCGAGUACUACUGUCAGGAGUGUCGGGUGCCGUUCGCCACCGAACACUGUCUGCGCAAACACUUGGGCCACAUUCACGGCAACGCGAUGUUUCCGUGCGAUCACUGCGAGUUCAUGGGUGUCGACCGGGCGGCCAUCAAAACCCAUCGACGCCAAUGCCAUCGGGAACUGUUGGCACCGGGCACGAGGUCGCAGUCCCUGAAGACACCGCAGCUGCCGCUCGUGGCGGCUCUGGUCAAACGGAAACGCAAACGCCGCCCCUUUGGGCUCACCAGACGGCCGCUAAAUGGCCCUAAAGUCAAAGCGCAUCCUAUGCUCACCACUGGCGGUCAGAAUCCACCGCCUAUUCUUCCGCAGCAGCCGUCAGCCAUUAAGCGUAGGGUCGGUCGGCCUCGUAAGUGCCAACAGCCGCCGCCACCGGUGCCCACCCGUGUCACAGCCAAUAGUGGUCCGAAGGCCAGCCAACGCCGUACGCCGUGGUAUUGCGUCCAGUGUCUGACCUUCUGGCCCAACGAACUGGCGCUCAAGAAACACAAGGCCGGCGUUCAUCGGGAGCCCGCGUUUGGCUGCGAUCAGUGCCCCUGGAAUGGCUACACUAGCAAACAACUCAAUCGACACUCUCUGUGUCACCAACCAGUCGGUGGUGAUGGCGGUCAAGAGGUGGCGGCCAAUGGGGCGACCAAUAUCUCUAAUUUGAUGUCACACAUGUACCGCAAUUACUCGGCCAAUGUUUUGUCCAUGUUUACCGAUCCCAACGCUUCCGGUAUG